Cladocopium goreaui is the source of this 934-nucleotide messenger RNA. The record is from the annotation of a GenBank genome assembly. Lineage: Eukaryota; Dinophyceae; Suessiales; Symbiodiniaceae.
AUUUUCUCCCUGCGAGUGGGAUUGGGUCGUACCUGGCAGAGGUGCGGCCCACUUCGCAAUGGAGUACGAUGACAGAAAACUCUUCGUGGCCAAAAUGCCGGAGGAUAUUCGAGAAGAAGAGAUAAAGAUUGUCUUCAACACCUACGGCACUGUCCAAGAGGUUGUGAUGCUUGGCGCAGAGCGAUCAAGGCCGGGCCAGCGAUGUGGCUUUGUGAUCUACGAGACAUCGCAGGCUGCUAGAUCUGCAGUGCAGGUGUUAGACAACGUCUACAAGUUCCGAGAAUCCUGUCCAGAGCCUAUCCACGUGAGCGUGGCCAGACCGCGAGGAGGCAAGGGCAAAGACGGCAAAGACCAAGGCCAUGGUUUCAAAGGAACCUAUGGCAAGGGAUACGACCAGGGCUACAACUCUGUGCACUCGGACCCCUAUGGUGGCUACGCCGGCGCGGCCUCCGAUCCCUAUGGUGGCUACGAUUCGGGCUUUGGCAAAGGCUGUGGAAAAGGCGGCUGCAAAGGCUACGAUGGCUGGUCUAGCUGGGGCGGAGAUGGCUACAGCAAUGGUGGCAAAGGCGGCUUCGGCGGCGGUGGUGGUGGAAAGGGCGAGCCUGGCACGAAGCUCUAUGUCGGAAAUCUCCCAGGUGACAUUCCUCGGGAAGACAUCGAGCGGGUCUUUAAGACCUAUGGCAGCGUGACCGAUGUCCACCUGAUGACGGGCAAGUCCAAGAGUGGGCAGGCCUGUGCCUUCGUGAGAUAUAGCACCCAAGUAGAAGCCAACAAUGCCAUUGCGGCGAUGGCGCAAGGCUAUGAGAUAAGGCCUGGAGAAGGCAACAUCAUUGUCAAACUGGCAGAUGGUCCCGAUGGCAAGGGUUCGAAGGGGCGGCCCGGUCCAUACUGAGCGGGGCGAUGCGGUCACAGGACAUCAUUGAAUCAAAGAUCA